AUGGAGACCUCAACUUCCAGGAUCGUUCUUGCUGUACCUAAACAGCAUGUCAAAACUGUAAAGUCUGCCCUCGAGCGGGCCGGACAGUUAGAUCGGAGCAGCAAGAUCGUCCCUGAGUUGGAUGACAGAAGAGCACCAGAGGCUGUCAUAGAUUCGGCUGGCCCGAGUCAAGGUGCUGAUUUAUCAAAGGCAUCUUCACCUGGAGAAGACACUGCGGCAUCACCAAACCUUACACAGCAGUCACGCUUCCCGAGGCUCCACUUCGACGCGACCAGCGGCGAAUAUGUCGACCAGUCAUUCUUGGAAGACAGAGCUCAGCGCGAAAACCGAAGCAUUGAGAACGAGACUUCGAGCCUGGCGGCCGAGGCACCUGGUGAUCGCGACAAUCAUAUCAGGUUUCCAGCCCUGCAGUUCGAUGUGGUUAGAGGAGAAUAUGUUGAGCCUUCUUCCAUGAAUGCGGAGGCUGAUAAGGCUAGAGAGCCUGACCAAAAGCGUAUGCGUAUCCCCACGACCAUUCCGUGCCCUACGCAAAUAAACGGCACAAACGAAAUCCUGGAUCUAGAGGCUGUAUUGUCCAAGAUAAUAGAUAAUCUUGCAUUGGACGAGAUCUCCACAGACAUAUCUAUCUCACACCACGUCCCAAGCACGGGAGUAUCCCCGCAUGGAGUUCACCAAAGCCCACUACAUAAGGCUUUAGGAACCGCGCUCACUUUACUCCCGGAUCUUGCAUCCAUAACGCAUACACUCACGGUCGAAGCACUUGUCACAGCUUUCCCAGAUGGAUACUCAGUGUACAAACCCAUGCUUCUCCUUCCGCACAACGCCUUAUCCUCCACACCGUGGCGAACCCUCAUCGCCACCUAUCCACCAGACUCAGAGAAAAUGAAAGAAGUAUGGCGGGAUAUGGCGAUAUCAGUGGGCGCAACGCACGUCGCCAUCAACGCGCCUAUACCGAUAUCCACAUCUUCAACAUCAGCAUCAUCCAUCACCACGACAGGCGGAGAGAACAUACUGCGUAGCCCAACCAAUCUCACACCUCUAUACGGCAACUUCGGUCCUGCACCAACCCCACAAACCAUAACCUCACCAUCAGCAACAGACUUUGCCGACGCCCUCUGGGUGACUGCGCGCCAAAACGGUAUUUGGCAAACUUGGGCGCCGCUUUACACGAUGUUUAGCCGUGGCAAUGUGAAUGAGAAAGCAAGAAUAUUGAGUCUUCCUUCGGUCAAUGAUCUGGAUGUUGCGUCAACAGCCGUCGAUCUCUACGCUGGAAUCGGCUACUUCGCCUUCUCGUACAAGAAGAGUGGAGAUAGACGGAAUACAGGUAUCAGACAAGUCGCUUGUUGGGAGAUAAACCCGUGGAGUGUCGAAGGACUACGCAGAGGUGCUGAGAUGAAUGGUUGGAGCUGUCGAAUCCUCAAAGAUACUGACAUAGCGCGACUUCGUGAAAGUCUAGCAGUGGACGAUUCCGACUUCCACCAAGCGGAUCUUCUCGUCUUUCAGACGAGCAACGAGAGCGCUGAGACGGACUAUACGUUGCUCCCAUCGCGUAAGCCACCUAUUCGACACGUCAAUCUCGGGUUGCUGCCUUCGUCGAAGCUUUCCUGGGGUGUUGCGGUUGCAAUACUUGACAAGCAGAUCGGAGGAUGGAUUCACGUGCAUGAGAAUGUGGGUGUCAACGAUGUCGAGACGAGGCGAAAGGUUGUAGAAGGUGAAUUCCAGAGUUUGGUGGACAAGAGGGACGCCGCAACGAGAAGGAAGGCUCUGGUGGAACAUGUGGAGAAAGUGAAGAUGUACGCACCUGGUGUUGUGCACUGUGUUUUUGAUGUUGUUAUUGGAGGCGAUAUCUGA
This is a messenger RNA of Alternaria conjuncta, 1851 nucleotides long. RefSeq lists its product as uncharacterized. Gene Ontology annotation, molecular function: tRNA methyltransferase activity. The transcript has a single exon. Bases 1 to 1851 code for a protein of 616 amino acids. The record is from RefSeq and is a predicted model, not a curated record. Gene Ontology annotation, biological process: tRNA methylation. NCBI's taxonomy places the organism in Eukaryota, Fungi, Ascomycota, Dothideomycetes, Pleosporales, Pleosporaceae. Gene Ontology annotation, cellular component: cytoplasm.